Molecule: messenger RNA, 531 nt
Organism: Cryptococcus wingfieldii CBS 7118
Lineage: Eukaryota; Fungi; Basidiomycota; Tremellomycetes; Tremellales; Cryptococcaceae
Exons: 4
Coding region: 1-531 (176 amino acids)
Molecular function (GO): RNA binding
Source: RefSeq, a predicted model, not a curated record
AUGUCCGUCCUCGCCGCCCCCUCCCCAACCCUUUACGUCUCCAACCUCGAGUCCAAGACAAAGAAAAUAGAGCUCAAGCAGCAACUCUACGCCCUCUUCGCCCCAUAUGGCACCGUAAUCGAUGUGGUAGCAAAGAAGCACGGAGGCGGACGGGGACAGGCCUUUGUAGUCUUUCGAGAACAAGCGGCUGCUACGGCGGCUUUGAGAGGAUUAUCAGGCGAGAGCUUUUACAGCAAAGAACUGAGAAUAUCAUACGCCAAGUCCCCAUCCCAUGCCACCUUAGCACACGAAGAUCCUACCUCGUCCAGAGAAGCGGCCGCUGUUCAAGCCGCCAAGCUUACCGUCUCCCGCGCACAGGACGAGUACGAGCAGUUGGAGAAGGAGAGGCAUGAUGAAGAAGCCGGAGUCUCGGGAGGAGGUGAGAAGAGGGGGCUGGAAGAUGGCGAAGAGGGUCGGGGAGCAAAGAGGGUCAAGGGGGAGAAGGAGGACGACGAGGAGAUGGAUAUCGAGGAAGACAGUGAUGAUGAAUAA